This is a messenger RNA of Staurois parvus, 353 nucleotides long. The record is from the annotation of a GenBank genome assembly. Lineage: Eukaryota; Metazoa; Chordata; Amphibia; Anura; Ranidae.
CAGCGGAUCACCGAUCACAGAAAGAGCCGAAGAUGUCGGCUUGGUCAUGUGAUCAGCUGUGUCCAAUCACAGCUGAUCACAUGUAAGGCACUGAUGAUCAGUGUGCCCUGAUGAUCAGUGUAGCCCCAGCAGCGCCACCUGUCAGUGUCAAUCAGUGCCUUGUGGCAGUGCCCAUCAGUGCCACAUCAAUGCCACAUAUCAGUGCCUACCAGUGCACAUCAAUGACACAUCAGUGCCCAUCUGAGCUGCCUUUCAGUGUCACCCAUCUGUGCCAGUCAGUACCACCUAUCAAUGCCUAUCAGUGCUGCCAGUUAGUACUAGUCAGUGCCGCCUAUCACUGCCAUGUAUCAGUG